Candidula unifasciata is the source of this 2121-nucleotide messenger RNA. The record is from the annotation of a GenBank genome assembly. NCBI's taxonomy places the organism in Eukaryota, Metazoa, Mollusca, Gastropoda, Stylommatophora, Geomitridae.
AUGCCUGGCAACAUCCAAGUUUCGCUCUUGUUACUUGCAGUCUUUCUGCUGAGGCACCUGGCCAGCAGUUGUAGUUUCCCGAGCACCCUUCACAUGGAAGCCAAAGAUCCUCCUUGGUACAGCCACAUUAGGGCUGACGGAUCACGUGAUGUGGAAUAUUACAUAAGAAAUACUGUAAUGGAGAUUCACCACACACGAAGUGAGCGGCCGUCUGUGAGAUGGAAGUGUGCUUAUGAAUUUGAAGGCAAGUUGUUGCUGAAACGUCAGGAUCAAUUGGUCAACAGUUUCUAUCGAUGUGUCCGGUUUGUGUUUAGAAGUCCUUCCGUUGUGCAGAUUAUGUGGUCACACGAGUUGAAGAUUUUUGACCUCGGUUUGUGUGAUGAUAAGAAUCUUAUCACUGACCCUUGGCCUCUGAUUUGGUACGGGACAUUAGAGGAAGAUUACACCCCAUGUCCUUUUAGUGGAGGGUUCGAUAUGAAAAUUUCUGACUCCCAGCUCGGGGAAAACGGGUGCAACCUUAUGCUCCGACCCAUGAGGAUGGAAGCAGAAUGUUUGGGGGGAGAGGGGAUCAGUUUUAACUUCGUGUCCAGCAACUGUCUGCCGGACAUCAGGAUGUAUGUUAAACAACGGACAAUUUGUGUUGCUCACUGGAAGGACAACAGACACCUCUUCGUUGUCCUGCGUCGAAAUGAAGACACCGAUCUCUGGUGCCUCAUUAUGCCCAUUCACCGACGCCAGAACAUCACAGCCUACCUUUUCAGCGAUCUGACAUGCAGGUCGGACCUUGAUCAGUUCAGCUCCGUCAGGGAUCUGAAGUUCUUCGACUUGCAGCUCCACCGGCGUGAAUUUCCCACCCUGUGCGAGGAUGAAUACGACCAGUGCAGCAAGGUCACGUGCAAUACUUAUGUAAAACAGGAAUGUCAGAGGUCAUGUGGCAUGUGCGACCCUGUUUCACCCCGGAGCUCGUGCCAGUACCCAGAAAGUGUCAUGGGUGCUUGGUUUCUGCAAGAUUCAUCUGGAUUUAAAAAUAUCUACAUAAGAACGUCCAAUUUAUCCAUAGAUGGUGUGGGUAACUUCCUGUGUGUCACAUUUCCGAACAAUCCUAUACAAAAAUCUACAAUUUUCACAACAAUAUCCCUCUUUCAAAAUGGCUGUCGACCCAGGUACACAUGCAUCAAGCUUCAUCGAAUCGGGCCUUCUGUGUUGCAGUACAGUUUAAGCCAAAGCUAUGUUUGGCCAACGUUUGAGAACGACCUCGGGAAAUCCAUUUGCAGCGAAGAUAGAUUCCAUCCUGAUUCAUCACCCAUAGAUGAUAGGUAUCGAUCACAUCAAGGAACGGGUAAACCUAUCAUAUCCCAAAGACGAUAUCCCGAUGCCGUUCAUUGCAACCUCACAUUUGUCCACACAAUCAGUGCUACACUUCCACAAGGAUAUGUCUGUCCUGGAAGCUUCUACCAGCAUUGUGAAGACUCCAGUAAGGUUCGUCUGGAAUUCAACACAUGUGGAUCUUUAAUCCCAUCAUCCAGGGACUUCAGAUGUCUGGCUAGCUACGAAGGCCACUAUUGGGAAAGGAUUUUAAUUUUACAAAACAUACGCAACCGCACAGACGCGUUCUGCUUUGUCUAUAGCCAGUUCUAUCCGAUAGAAGCGUACGUGCUUGACGUGGGUAUGUGUGACCAAAAGAGUUUUAACUUCGCCCGAACAGGACUUCGUCAACCUCUGUUAAAACUAACGUUUAGAACUGAACAGGAGACGUGCAAGUCUGUGCCUCCAGACCCGACACUGCUGUUAACAGAGGUCACGGAAUAUGCAGGUGGAGAAUUCGAUUCCACUGGAGAUGAAGAUGGUCACGAUAAUGUCCACGCGAAUAACUCACAGGCUGAAUCAGACUCUGAGCACUCAGUAUCGGUUGUUUCGGGCUCACGUUUGGUCAAACUUGAACAUACGCCACAGAACGACCAUUUGAGCAGUUUCCGAGACUCGCUUGAAAUGGCUAACGCCAAAUCCACGUCACUUGAUCAUAGAGAUUCUUUUAGGGCCGAUGAUACACACAGCUCAAAGACAGAGACUUUAGCAUCUCCCUGGAUUCUGUUGUUAGUGAUAACUUCCGUGUUGUUUUGA